AUGAUGUAAUAUUUAUUAUUUCCAUAUAUGCUACACAAUAUGUUUGUUUAAUUGUAGGGGUGUAUGGAUCAGAACUUAUGCUGGACGUCAUAAACGUUUAUGGAAGAAGCGUGAAGGAAGGAGAUGUAGAUUGAGACAGCAUGUUUUCUGUAAUGCAACACAGAGUACUAUGUUAGACAAAAUGGUAACAAGUUAUUGGAAAAGGCCGCACUAUUAUGUAGAUGAUCCUUAUAAUCCAUAUCACAAACGCGAAGAGUUUCCAUUCACAAGAACGAAACCAAAAUUAUACUAAUAUAAUAUAACUCGUAUAAACUUUAUUGAAAACAUCUGUAUAUACAAAUAUAAAAUUUAUGCUCCAAUGUAUAGUAGGUUUCCUUGAAAAUAUUUAAUUCUUUAAAACGUCUUUAAAUUACAAAUUAUUCUGUGAAUACACCAAUUUUUUUUUAAUUAGUAUUUAGAAGUUUAAAAAUGUAAUCAUUCAAUAAUUGAUUAAGCAUAUUGUAUAAACUGACAACCUUCGCUCAUUAAAAUCUGAAAUUUGAAAUUAAAACAUUAAGACGCAGGUGUUAUUAACGACUAGGUUUAUUUUGGAAUCUUAGUAGUUGACAAUAAUCAGCAUUAAAUUUUUUAGAAUGAUUAAAAUAAAAUAUUAGUUUGGUGUAGAAAAUAUCAGGCUCAACGAAGUGUUCCUCCAGGUACAAAACUAUUAGUUUUGAAUAAUUGGUACAUUGCAAGAUAGAAAUAUUUAAUAAUUAGCAACUUUUGUUACAACAAUAUUUUACAAAAAUAAAUGUUUUUAAUUUAUAAAAAAUUAUGUCGUGGCUUUUAGACAUAA
Heterotrigona itama is the source of this 835-nucleotide messenger RNA. The record is from the annotation of a GenBank genome assembly. Lineage: Eukaryota; Metazoa; Arthropoda; Insecta; Hymenoptera; Apidae.